Messenger RNA from Schistosoma bovis, 297 nucleotides. The record is from the annotation of a GenBank genome assembly. Lineage: Eukaryota; Metazoa; Platyhelminthes; Trematoda; Strigeidida; Schistosomatidae.
AUGCCUACAUGUAUACAAACUGAACAUCUUAAAGAGAUCAACUUUAGACAACAGUCAUCUGUUGACAUCGAAAAAGAUUUGUCUUAUAAAGAAAAAAUUGAAAGUCCAACAUCAGAGAGUGAUUUGGAUUUCACAAUAAGUACUUCAACAACAUUCUGUUCUUCAGCAGAAGUUUGGAAGCUUAGAAGAUACUUUGAUAGAUGUUUUGUACAAGGCUUUAAUCCAGCAUCCGUAAAAAUAGUUUGUUCACAUACAAGUUCUAUUCAUAAUCCAAUUUAUGAUUCAAGUUACACUUAA